GCGGCGGAGUCGUCAUAGAGGCGGGGCUGCGGCGGCUGCGGUGUUCCUCCGACUUCCGGACAUCUCCCUGGGAGUCGCGCAGAGUGGAGUCAAAGGCAACCAGUGCUCGCUGCGGUCUCUGGGGAUCGGGAUCGCGGCGGCGGCCCCGCGAGCGGGAUGUUCCGGGGCUUGAGCAGUUGGUUGGGCUUGCAGCAGCCGGUGGCAGGCGGUGGGCAGCCCAUUGGAGAUGCUCCACCCGAGCAGCCGUCCGAGACGGUGGCUGAGUCUGCGGAGGAGGAGCUGCAGCAAGCGGGAGACCAGGAGCUCCUCCACCAGGCCAAAGACUUCGGCAACUAUUUAUUUAACUUUGCAUCUGCUGCCACAAAAAAGAUAACUGAAUCAGUUGCUGAAACAGCACAAACAAUAAAGAAAUCCGUAGAAGAAGGAAAAAUAGAUGGUAUCAUUGACAAGACAAUUAUAGGAGAUUUUCAGAAGGAACAGAAAAAAUUUGUUGAAGAGCAACAUACAAAGAAGUCAGAAGCAGCUGUGCCCCCAUGGGUUGACACUAACGAUGAAGAAACAAUUCAACAACAAAUUUUGGCCUUAUCAGCUGACAAGAGGAAUUUCCUUCGUGACCCUCCGGCCGGCGUGCAAUUUAAUUUCGACUUUGAUCAGAUGUACCCCGUGGCCCUGGUCAUGCUCCAGGAGGAUGAGCUGCUAAGCAAGAUGAGAUUUGCCCUCGUUCCUAAACUUGUGAAGGAAGAAGUGUUCUGGAGGAACUACUUUUACCGCGUCUCCCUGAUUAAGCAGUCAGCCCAGCUCACGGCCCUGGCUGCCCAACAGCAGGCCGCAGGGAAGGAGGAGAAGAGCAAUGGCAGAGAGCAAGAUUUGCCGCUGGCAGAGGCAGUACGGCCCAAAACGCCACCCGUUGUAAUCAAAUCUCAGCUUAAAACUCAAGAGGAUGAGGAAGAAAUUUCUACUAGCCCAGGUGUUUCUGAGUUUGUCAGUGAUGCCUUCGAUGCCUGUAACCUAAAUCAGGAAGAUCUAAGGAAAGAAAUGGAGCAACUAGUGCUUGACAAAAAGCAAGAGGAGACAGCCGUACUGGAAGAGGAUUCUGCAGAUUGGGAAAAAGAACUGCAGCAGGAACUUCAAGAAUAUGAAGUGGUGACAGAAUCUGAAAAACGAGAUGAAAACUGGGAUAAGGAAAUAGAGAAAAUGCUUCAAGAGGAAAAUUAGCUGUUCCUGAAAUAGAAGAAUAAUCCUUAACAGUCUGCAAACUGACAUUAAAUUCUAGAUGUUGACACUUACUGAA
Messenger RNA from Pan troglodytes (chimpanzee), 1291 nucleotides. RefSeq names its product synapse associated protein 1 (gene SYAP1). NCBI's taxonomy places the organism in Eukaryota, Metazoa, Chordata, Mammalia, Primates, Hominidae. The record is from RefSeq and is a predicted model, not a curated record. Gene Ontology annotation, biological process: TORC2 signaling; regulation of short-term neuronal synaptic plasticity. Gene Ontology annotation, cellular component: Golgi apparatus; nucleus; synapse. The transcript is spliced from 9 exons. Bases 157 to 1215 code for a protein of 352 amino acids.